Molecule: messenger RNA, 1458 nt
Organism: Penicillium pulvis
Lineage: Eukaryota; Fungi; Ascomycota; Eurotiomycetes; Eurotiales; Aspergillaceae
Exons: 5
Coding region: 1-1458 (485 amino acids)
Biological process (GO): L-glutamate catabolic process
Cellular component (GO): cytosol
Molecular function (GO): glutamate decarboxylase activity; pyridoxal phosphate binding
Source: RefSeq, a predicted model, not a curated record
AUGGACUCAAUGCCGUUCAAGCGACUUUCUCGGGGAUGCACCAAUGUCUAUGGCUCUCGGUUCGCAUCCGAACAUAUGCCUGCCGAUGAACUUCCCUACGAUGAAAUGCCCAAAGAGACUGCCUAUCGUAUGAUCAAGGAUGAUCUGGUUCUUGAUGGAAAUCCUAUGUUAAAUCUCGCGAGCUUUGUCACAACGUAUAUGGAAGACGAAGCCGAGAAGCUGAUGCUCGAAUCCUCGAACAAAAAUGUCAUUGAUCAUGAAGAGUACCCCAAAUCCGUCGAAAUCGAACAACGCUGUCUGAAAAUGCUCGCCAACCUGUUUCAUUCCCCGAAACAAGAUGGCGAGUCCACGGCAAUUGGUACCGCGUGUAUCGGCUCAUCCGAAGCGAUCAUGCUAGCCACCCUCGCCAUGAAGAAACGGUGGAAAAACCAACGGGAAGCAGAAGGGAAAGCUACCUCUAAGCCCAAUAUUAUCAUGAGCACGGGGGUGCAAGUCUGCUGGGAGAAGGCAGCACGAUAUUUCGAGAUCGAUGAGAAACUGGUCCCAUGCACAGAGACGAGAUACGUGAUCGAUCCAGCCCAGGCGGUCGAGCUGGUGGAUGAGAAUACCAUUGGUAUCUGCGCUAUUCUGGGAACGACGUACACGGGGCAGUAUGAAGAUGUCAAAGGUAUCAAUGACGCCCUGGUUGCGAAGGGACUCAGCAUCCCGAUUCAUGUGGAUGCUGCCAGUGGUGGGUUUGUCGCUCCGUUUGUGAACCCAGAUCUGGUGUGGGACUUCCAACUGCCCAACGUCGUGUCCAUCAAUGUUUCCGGCCAUAAAUAUGGACUGGUGUAUCCCGGUAUCGGAUGGGCUCUCUGGCGAUCACCCGAAUACCUUCCGAAGGAACUCAUCUUCAAUAUCAACUAUCUUGGAGCGGAUCAGCUGAAUUUCACACUGAACUUCUCCAAGCCCGCCUCGCACAUCAUUGCCCAGUAUUACCAGAUGAUCCGUCUCGGUCGACGUGGAUACCAGGCCAUCAUGACCAACCUCACCAACACAGCCGAUUAUUUUACCGAGCAGCUCAAAAGGAUGGGCUUCACGAUCAUGAGCGAUGGCGCUGGAAAUGGUUUACCCGUCGUCGCAUUCCGUCUCGGUUCUACUCAAAAUAUCCUCUUCGAUGAGUUUUCUCUGGCGCAUAAGCUCCGGGAACGGGGCUGGAUUGUUCCUGCUUACACCAUGGCGGCAGAUUGUGAGAAAAUGAGCAUGAUGCGAGUUGUGUUGCGGGAAGACUUUACGCAGAGUCGAUGUGAUAGUCUUGUUCAUGAUAUCCAGGCUGCAUUGAAAGCGUUGGUGGAUCAGGAGGUCCGUAGUAUUCAGCGGUAUCAGGCGUUUCUUCCAACCCAAAGUAAUGCCAGGAAACAGUGUGUGGAAAGCACCUGUGUGGAGGUUGACUUGGAACUAGAGAUGUUGAAGGUUUAA